Prunus armeniaca (apricot) is the source of this 1080-nucleotide messenger RNA. Lineage: Eukaryota; Viridiplantae; Streptophyta; Magnoliopsida; Rosales; Rosaceae. The record is from the annotation of a GenBank genome assembly.
AUGGGGGUGGACUAUUACAACAUACUGAAAGUGAAUCGGAACGCGACGGACGAUGACCUGAAGAAGGCGUACAAGCGGCUGGCGAUGAUUUGGCACCCGGACAAGAACCCGGCUGGGAAGCGACCCGAGGCCGAGGCCAAGUUCAAGCAAAUCUCCGAGGCCUAUGACGUCCUCAGCGACCCGGCCAAGCGCCAGAUCUACGACCUCUACGGCGAGGAGGCUUUGAAAUCGGGCCAAUUCCCCCCGCCCUCUUCUUCCUCCUCGUCUCGCUCCGGCGCUGGGCCCCACUACUACACCAGCCACGUGCACCACCACCAGCGCCACCCAAACGCCUCCACCUUCAGGUUCAAUCCCAGGGACGCUGAGGAUAUUUAUGCCGAGAUUUUUGGAUCGGACGGCGGCGGCGGUGGUGUUGGUGGUGGUGGCGGGAGGGGGUAUAGGGAUGGAUUCUUUAGGACGUCCAAUGGUGGGCCAGAGUUUGCGGGACCCAGUGGUAGUGGGCCUGGGCCUGGGCUUGGGAGGAAGGCCAAUGCGGUUGAGAAUUUGUUGCCUUGCAGCUUGGAGGAGCUCUAUAAGGGGGUCAAGAAGAAGAUGAAGAUUUCCAGAAACAUCUACGAUGCUGUUGGUGCUGGUAAGGUUCGGACUGUGGAGGAGAUAUUGACCAUCGAGAUCAGACCUGGUUGGAAGAAGGGCACAAAGAUCACCUUCCCGGAGAAGGGUAACCAGGAGCCUAAUGUCAUUCCGGCAGAUCUCAUUUUUGUGGUAGACGAGAAACCACAUGCACUUUAUAAGAGGGAUGGUAAUGAUCUGGUGGUCAAUCAGGAGAUAACACUGUUGGAGGCACUUACUGGCAAGACUCUUGACCUAACCACCCUAGACGGAAGGAAUCUCACGAUCCCGUUAACUGAUAUCAUCAAACCUGGAGCCGAGAUGGUAGUACCAAAUGAGGGGAUGCCAAUCUCAAAAGAACCUGGGAAAAAGGGAAACUUGAGAAUCAAGUUUGAUGUCAAGUAUCCUUCACGACUCACCACAGAACAGAAGUCUGAUCUGAAAAGAGUUCUGGGAGGAGUUUCAUUAUGA